UGAGCCCACCCCGGCCGCGGUUUGUCCCUCCCGCCCCGCCGUAGCUCGGCGCGCCGCGGGCGGUGAUGGGAAGUGUAGGCGGAAGAGGGCGCUGAGAGCGGCGGGAGGGAGUUUUGAGGGGUCCCCGGGACGGAGCCCCCCCCUCAGCCCGGUGCCAUGGACGCCCUGCACGAGGCCGGGGUCCGCGCUGCCGUGGCCCUGCAGGCUGGGCCACCUUGGCUGGAGCCCUUCUGGCUCUUCCUGAGCUCCCACCUGGACCCCAAGGCUCUCUACACCGUGUGCUUCCCGCUGGCCCGCGGGCUGGACCCCCACGUGUCCCUGAUGGUGCUGUGGGUCGCCCUCGUGGCCGAGUGGCUCAACGUGGUCUGCAAAUGGUUCCUGUUCGGGGAGCGCCCGUACUGGUGGAUCCACGAGUCGGGGCUCUCCAGCCGGGAGCAGCUCCCGCUGCGCCAGUUCCCGAUCACCUGCGAGACGGGACCCGGGAGCCCCUCGGGCCACUGCAUGAUCCUGGGGGCGGGCCUGUGGCCCAUUGUCACCGCCCUGAGCCACGGAGUGGCCAGGUACAGCCACAGCCGGGCGCUGAGGCUGCUCCCGUUCCUGCUCUACGUCCUCCUGCUGGUGGCCAUGGGGCUCUCCCGCAUCUUCGUGCUGGCCCACUUCCCCCACCAGGUGGUCACCGGCUCCCUGGCAGGGCUGGCCCUGGGCUGGGGGCUGCAGCGCCGGCCCCCCAACUUCCACAGCGGCCGCUUCUUCCUGGGCGCGGCGCUGGGGCUGCUGCUGGGCACGCUGGGACUGCACGGGCUGGCCACGGCCGCGGGGCUGGACCUGGACUGGUCCCUGGGCCGGGCCAGCUCCCGGUGCUCGGAGCCGUCGUGGCUGCGGCCCGACACGCGGCCCUGGGCGUCGCUGGUGCGGGUGAGCGGCAGCGCGCUGGGGCUGGCGCUGGCGGCCCGGCACCCCCUCGGCCGCCGCGCCGCCGACGAGCUGCGGGCGCUGGAGCCGCCGCUGGGCAGCGCCACGCUGGGGCUGCUGGCGCUGGACCUGCUGCACAAACUGCCCCAGAGCGGCGACACCGCGCUCUGGUACCUCGGCGUGGGCGCCCGCUACGCGCUGGGGCCCGUGCUGGUCACCUCGCUGCUGCCCCGGCUCAUCCUCGCCCUGCGGCGGCUCCGGGGGACCCCCUGAACCCCCCCCGGGGCGAGUGGGGGGCUCUGGUCCCGGUUCACCUGUCCCAGGGACCCCCGGAUUGAGCAGGGGGUGUCUGCUGUGUUCCCAGUUCGUUCUCACACUCCUUUUGCCCCAGGGAACCCCAAUCUGAGUAGGGGGUCCCCACUCCUGUCCCGGUUUGUCCUCACCCUCCCUUUCCCCAGGGACCCCCCGAUUGAGGGGGGCCCUGCUCUGUUCCCGGUUCACUCCCUCCCCCCACAACCCCCAGUUCUCCCAGUUCUCCCAGUUCUUGUUCUCCCCCCUGCCCCAGGGACCCCCCCUCACCCCGGGCUGGG
Messenger RNA from Prinia subflava (tawny-flanked prinia), 1502 nucleotides. It is a transcript of the gene G6PC3, whose product is annotated as glucose-6-phosphatase catalytic subunit 3. The record is from RefSeq and is a predicted model, not a curated record. The coding region runs from base 157 to 1185 and encodes 342 amino acids. Gene Ontology annotation, molecular function: glucose-6-phosphatase activity. The transcript has 7 exons. Gene Ontology annotation, biological process: glucose 6-phosphate metabolic process; gluconeogenesis. Gene Ontology annotation, cellular component: membrane. Lineage: Eukaryota; Metazoa; Chordata; Aves; Passeriformes; Cisticolidae.